Molecule: messenger RNA, 1089 nt
Organism: Dimorphilus gyrociliatus
Lineage: Eukaryota; Metazoa; Annelida; Polychaeta; Dinophilidae
Source: the annotation of a GenBank genome assembly
GUUGACGGAAAUGAAAUGGCGAUCAAAACAAAAACUUUAGAAACAGCUUUUAACCGAUUAUACAUAGAGAUCUAAUUAUUUUAAAAAGUUAAAAUUAUGAAAAUGUCUUCGGAGGUGGAUCAGUUAACGGAUGAUUUGAAUCAAGGACUAUCAUCAGAGGAUGCUGAGCUUUCACUUCAAGAUGAUACAGAACAACUUGCCAGCUCAAUAUCAGGAACAUUGACUUUGUCAUCAGCAGCCACUUCGAACAGUGUCUUAUCAAAUAGCCGAGAGAACAAUUUAAGAAUAUUAGAAGAAGAUUUCGAUUCUAUGGGAUUAGAUGAACCUUUCAAUUUAAGAUUUGAUGUUAUCGCAGCUAAUAUUGUAAGAGAAGGACCAAGUAAAUUUGUCGUAUAUAGUAUCUGCUUAUUUGAGUCAGCAAGAGAAAGACCUCAAAAUAUCACAAUUGAACGGAGAUAUUCACAGAUAGAGAGACUUAACCAAUCAUUAAGGAAGCGUUUCCCUCAUGUAAUGACACAUAUUGCAUUUCCUGAGAAACAUUUUAUUGGAAAUUUUCGAAAUCAAGUUAUAGCUAGUCGUAGUCGAGCAUUCGAGCAAUUUCUUACGCAUGUAUCAAGUAUAGACAAUCUGAGACAAUCAGAUGAAUUUAAUCGUUUCUUCUAUGGAUCGGAUUUACGAAAGGCUUGUAAACUUAUGAAAAUAGAACAUUAUAAGGAAGCAAUUCCUUUGCUUCAAUCAGUAGCUGUAUUGCAAAGAAAAUUGAUAGGCGGAACAAGUUUUCUUUUCCAAACAACUUUAUCUGCAAUUGUUGCUUGCUGCAGCGAAGCUGAAGAAAACGAUUUAGGAGCUCACUAUGCUAGGCUUGCUUUGAAGUCUAUAAACAAUAAUUGUAAUUGCCCUCUCUUGCCUCCUCUGUUGGAAACUACUAUUAGAAUUUACUGGAAAUCUGGGGAGGAAAAGAGAGAACUGGAGGAAGAGCUAAAAAGUUUACAAGAUCGGGGUGUAACAUCAAAAAUUCGAAAGCUUCAUGAAAUAAGUUUGGAGCAUCUGAUUUGUCAAUUGGAAGAGAAAGUUGCUAAUGUUGUCUAA